AUGGGAUUUUUGCUGGGGGUGUUUGAUGCAGUGAAAGAUGAUGAUGCAGUUAGAACGUACGAUAAAGAUAUCAGUGGAGAUAAAAUUGAUACAGUUAUUAGCAUGUUACAAUCUUCAAUUGGCUCCGGGCGUGAUGGGCUUGUGGAUGCUGUCGGCGCGGUGAAGGCGUGGCUGGAGGGGUAUGGAGAGAAAGUAAGAGAGAAAAAUAACUUAGUUACUACGCCCAUUGAAAACAUAAAAACAGAAAUUGGAGAGCACAUAAAAGAUCAAUCAACGCCACAAAAACCUAUCGACCAACAGAUCAACGAGUGGACUACGCGGGCCGACGAUUAUCUAUCCAAGGUGAAGAGCGCCGAAGGCGCCUUAGUAGACAUAGACUCCAAACUUAAAGAUAAGUUGAAAUGUCCUAUUAACAUGCUGUUGCAGGCAACGAAGACCUUUCGGGAGGACGCAAGGAAUAGGGACUUGGAGGAGUUGAACAAGACGGCGGCGGCGGAGCUCACAAAGCUGGAGAAGGAAGUUAAGGAUUUCGUUAAUUUUCGAGUUAUUAGAAUGGGAAAUGAAAUUGAAGGAGCGUUUAACGAGCAGAUACAAAAGCCGAUUACCAAUGUGAAAGAUAAGUUGGCGCAAGUUGAUGCGGACUUGAAGUCGUGGAUCGAGGAAGCUACAAAAGUUAUUCAACAGGUCAAACAGAAGGCACAACAGGUCCAUGAUAGGUUGGAAGCACAUGUGAAAAAAAUUGCAGCUGAUGCUGAUAAAGUGCAAAAAGAAGCGGAAAAACAAGUAUCAGCUAAAUUAAUUACAGUAGAUGGUCUGCUAAAUGAAGCGGAAAGCAAUAGCAGGGCGCUAGAUGAAUCGUGCAGCAAAUCCGAACGUCAUUUAAAGACGCUGAAGGAGUCAGCAGAGGAGGUGAUACGUCAAGCCACGUACAAUGUAGAGAACAUUAAAGAACUUAAUAGAGAAAUUACAGGUGACCUGAAACAAAAAUUGAAUAUGGUAUCAUUUCACGUGAAAGGACUAGAACUGAUUGGUAUGCAAGAAAAAUUUGAAAUGUUGCUUCAUAAUGUUUAUGAUGCGAUUGGAAAUCUCUCCGAGGCGGUUGUAGGUCAGAAAGAUAAGUCUAUUAAAAAAAUGCUUGAAAAGCUUAAACGAGAAGACAUUGACGGUCUUAAGAAUGCUAUUGAGACAGCUAAUGAAGAUUUUAAAGAAUUGGACGAGAGACAAUAUCCAACGGUGAAGUACUUUAAAGAUUUAAUGUCUUCAGAUAAAAACGAAAACACCAUAUUUGCCAGGUUCCAGAAAGCAGUAGCGAUUGACCAAAAAGGCAAGAACGUCUCUGAUCAUCCCAAUUUUGCAGGGAAAGUUGACGAAGCUAUAAACGCGGUUAACACAGAGGUUACCAGCAUUAAUGCCACAUUUGCAUCCGAAAUUAAGAAGGCACUCACUACCGCAGUGGAUGACGCUGCAGCACCAAUCGCAAAAAUUAAAGCGUUCGCAGCCGCGAUUUCACAUCCCGAUUCUGGCUUCCCGCAUAAUUUACUGGACGUGAAGCAUCAGAUUACGUCACUUCAAGUUAGAUUUCAAUCACUCAUAGAUGCAGUAAGAGUCGCCAAGAUGAAACAUUAUGUCAGCGACCUACUCGGGGCACUUCGCAAUGCCAAGAUGCUUAUCGUUAAAUACAUAAAGGGCAUCGCACACGAUUUCAAAAUGCUUACUGCCGAGCUUACAGCGCUCCAAGGAGAGUUGCAAAAAGAUAAUGUCGGCCACGACGUCAUUACAACGUUAAAUGACUUUUUAAGUCAAGGCAUACAAAGUACCGGGGAGUGGAAAGACAAGACCGCCGUAAAGGGUCUUACGGAGAUUGAAAAGCGCAUUGCGAACAUCCUAGGUAUUGGCGAUGAAGGUGAUGCGCCAAACGAUUUGAAUACCAUAGUUACCAAGGCCAACGCUUUCUACACCUCCGUAUUGCAAGCCGAAGCAAGAGAAGCCAUGCGAGAAAUUGCAGAGCGUGUGAAGCAGGAAUUCAGCAUAACGACCAAAAACAUAGAGGCAAGAGCUCAAUGGUUGUACGCCAACCGUAAAAAGAAGGAACUCGAAGAAUUAAAAAAUAUUGUCGACAGUCAGAAAUCCGAGAUUCGCAACAUAAUCGACAAAGACAGAGCAUCCGGUAUCAAGUGCCUGCUCUGGUACAUGAAUCACAAUCGUGGAAAGCUUACGGAACUCACGGGCAUAAAUGAAUUUAAUUAUGCAACAGAAAAAUGCAAGCACUAUUUCGAUCCACUUGUAGAGUAUAUCAAAGCGCAAGUCAAGAAUACGAUCAAACCUGCAACCACCAAUGAAACCACGGACCCAUAUAUACAGCUAACCAAAAUCAAAGAACACUUCGACAAAUUACUUGGACAUCUUCAAAAGGAUGAUAAAAAGUAUAAUUUCGACAAUAAAUUCACCUCCCUCCUCACCACCCUCUCCACCUCCCUCACCGCUCUCACCCCCUCCGCCUUCGCCAACCCCCGGCACCCGGAGCUGCUCGAUGCGGUCAAAAAGGGGCUGCAGGGGUUUGUGCAGGAGAUGGAGCGGGUGUAUGUGAACAAGUACGACGGUGACCCAGCUGUUUAUUUCUCUUGGAAUGGAACGUUUACAAGUGAAUUAAACGACCUUGGCAAAAAUUGCGUUAGAGUGUUUCUGACCAUUGUCAACAUCCUCCACGAAGAUCUCGAUAAGUUGAAUUAUAAGUGUGACGGUGACUGGAGGCGCAAAUUAAUAUGUGAAAUGGAUGGUGAAGACGAUAAUCCUCUCGGCCAAUUCAUGAAACGCUGUGGCUAUAAGGUCGCAGGAAACAAGGAUUCCAAGGAAGGGGAGUUAAACUUCCCAUCGAGAGAUUUCACAGGCAAAAACAUUCAUAGUAAGCUCAAUGCUACGAAAUUCGGCGACGACCAAGUUAUUGCUCAACACCUUCUAAAAUGUGAAUCGAACGAAGAGGAUGAAGAAGGCGAAAAAGUUAAAAAGCACAACUUCGAUUUCUUUGACCUCCUCAACUGCCUGCUCAGUCACGUCAAUGAGUACAACGAAGUAUGUUAUCUGUCCACUUUACAGGCAAGAAGACAACCAUGUUCCGUGUAUGAGAUGCUCGUAUGGCUUUCGGGUCUCCCACAUCAUCCCGUGUAUACGGAUAUGAGAGACGUAACCACGCUCGGAAUUAUCGACGGUUUGAAUAAAAAGGAAGAGGAGGAAUUCAGUGUAUCGUUCGUCGACGACAGCUCAUCCCUUGAAGCCUAUCCGGAUAAGAUCACGUACAACAGCGUACAAGGAGCCGUAACGGAGGUAUGCUCCAAAGCGUAUGACACCGUCGUCUGCAUUGCUGGUACCGGCGACGCUCAGACAGUGUACGGCUGCGAUUACUCCAACAAUUCGUUCAACUUCUAUUACCCGCAAGACGGUGAAGGCUGCCUUGACAUGUUCCUCGACGUACUUCGUAGGCUCUUCCCUCCGCUUAAAUUCCUGCGAAAUCAGUGCAAGUACCGUUCCAAUCAUCUGGGAUGGCGCGAUUGUCAGUACGGGAUGGAUGUUCCCAUGGGCAAAUCGCAGUGUACCGAGCACUCAAGAGACCAAGUAACAGGCCAACCAAAGUGCCAGGCAAACAGCAAAGUAAACUGCCAACCAAAUUCACCACUUAUGUCCUAUUUGAAUGAUUGCUUGCCCGGGCAUUUACCGCAUCACCUCACUAAAAUUGGUUGCAAAUACGAAUGUGCCACCUGCCCUUCCACCUUAAAGAAAGGUAUACCGUGCAUGACUCCCCUUGGAUUCAGAGGAUUCUCUGGUAGCAUAAAAACUGGCAAAGAUAUAUGUGCCAUACUCGAUUCAUUCUUCAGCAUCCGAAAAGUUGAGACGCUGUUCACUCUCUUGCCUAAGCCGCCGUCCAGUGUGCCAGAGCACUUUGGUUUCGCGUUGUCACUUGUUGGCGGGUGGUAUGAUAAUGACAACCUCAACAAAAAUGACGUGCAAACAGCAUUCGAAGAGUCCAUUAAAAACGUGUCCAUUCAUCUAGUUGACCAACCUAAUGAGCUAACCGACGCUAUAACUAACGCGUAUGGUUCCGGUUAUACUAAGCAUAGCAGUUGCGAGCAUAACCACGUAAAGAACCUCACAACGGGUGACAUAUGUAGCGACAAGAAAAAUGUAGAUUGCGCUCCUUACAUGUCUUCCCUAUGUGCUGAUUCAUAUUAUUAUGUUGCCAAAGCGCACUCGGACACCUACUUGUCCUGGGCAGUGUACUUACCUUGGAAUUUCUGGACGUUGCUCAACAAUUUAUACCAAGACUUCUGCAAUAUUAAUUGCCAAGAUUGGGGUUGCCGUAACUGCCUCAACAGUAGACAGUGCAAACGCGGACAACAUGGUCUCACCGAGAAAGUUGACAAAAAGCCUGAAAUCCCACACUGUAAAUGCGAUUCGAUGGUUAAGUGCAAAGGUGUCGCACCUACAUUCUACAGAUAUGGUUUCUCAUUUGGCAACGUUAUCGCAUUGAAUAUGAAAUCAAAAGAAAAACUGUGCUCCAAUUUCUGCACUCAGUUGAGGAACGUAUUGGAGUCCAAGUAUUUCACCGACCUAUUCGACACGUGCGACAAAUUCAUUUUUACAAUCCGCGCCCCCUUCAUCUGGCUCAACGUCGCACUCUGGCUACUCUCUCUCCUCUACCUCCUCCACAUCAUGGUCAUCCGCCUAGACCUGCUCCACAUCAAAUCGCAUUUGCAUAGUCCCUCAUCACAUCGUAUCGCCGCUCAGUCGCUACUCGCCGCUGCGCGUGUUAACAAGCUUAACAGAGUGUUUUACCUGCAGCCAUAA
Messenger RNA from Babesia bigemina, 4839 nucleotides. RefSeq lists its product as hypothetical. The coding region runs from base 1 to 4839 and encodes 1612 amino acids. The transcript has a single exon. Lineage: Eukaryota; Apicomplexa; Aconoidasida; Piroplasmida; Babesiidae. The record is from RefSeq and is a predicted model, not a curated record.